GCGAUCGCGGCCUUGUUUCGGGAAAAAAAUGACAUCUCCCUGGCAGAUUUGGCGGCCUUGGCAGCACUACUGGAGAACAUGGUCCACUCGGAAGCAGAUGUCCGCCUGGCGGCAGUCUUCAACGCCUUGGAUUUUCCCUUGGCAGCGCAGUUGAGCCUCAACGAGUCCACUGCGGUGCUGGAGACGUACAUGGCAUCCUUCGUCAUGGGCUCCGACGCGCGGGAGCUCCACAAAAAUGCUGUGAGUUCCAGGGCCACGAUGCUGCAGAAGUUGGAGGAGGUGGUGGAACAGUACCCCACCUGGCCAAACACGCAAGCAUUUUUGCAGAUGAUUCGCGAAGAGGUGACACCAGAGACGGUCAACUUUUCGUUCCCGGCUCUGUCUGCGGUAGUGGCGGAAGCCGGAGAACGCUAUGGACGUUGGCAGAGCCAUGAAUGCUCCGAGCUGAAACACCAACUUUUGCAACACGAGGAGCACCCCAACACUGGCCGAGUUCGGCUGAGCGACUUUUACGCCAUGGCGUUGCAUGGAGGUCAUUGGCAGUUUAGCGAAAGCGUGGCUUAUCUUCGCCAGUUGGGUGCAUUGGAUGAGUCAGAUCCCGAGGCAGAGGGAAUGCCCCAAGUCAUGGCCUUGCGUGUCAUUGUGCCCAACUACAUCUUGGGUCCUUCCAACUGCAUCGCCUCGUCAGGAUAUUUCGCUGUUUGUUGCAUUGAUGAAUGUGACGCGAAGCUCCAGAGCCUAGAGACGACCCUUGGAAAGUCCAAGGCACCUCCCGCGGCCAUUUUGUCCGCCUUGAAUGCCACGAUCGGAAGGGCCUUGGAGCGGAAGCUGAGGGAAGUGGCGGAGCACCAUGGCGGUGAGGCGGCAAAAAUCAUUGAAAAUCAUGGUGUUGAUGGGUUGGAUUUCCCCAAAAAAUGUGACUUGGUUAAAAUAUGUUAA
Messenger RNA from Cladocopium goreaui, 939 nucleotides. The record is from the annotation of a GenBank genome assembly. NCBI's taxonomy places the organism in Eukaryota, Dinophyceae, Suessiales, Symbiodiniaceae.